AUGCAGGGGUUUCGUGAGGCACUAGGGUAUGCAGACCUUUUGGACUUAGGGUUUAGUGGUACCAAGUCUACCUGGUGGAACGCUGAUACAAAGCUUAGAUUAGAUAGGGCCGUGUGUACACCCUCAUGGUUUGAUAUAUUUGGGUAUGCAAAGCUGGUGCAUCUACCUCCUAGCGACUCUGAUCAUAGUCCUAUUUUAUUGCAUGCCAGUACCAUUCCCUUACCUCAACGUACUCGGAUACAUAGGUUCAAAUUCGAAGCCUUUUGGCUUCAGCACCAUGAGUGCGACCCGCUAGUGAAGCAGGCUUGGCAUACUGACGUUACAGGUGUUCCUUUAUUUCGAGUUGCGACAAAGAUCAAGCACACUAGGAAUGCUCUUGAUAAGUGGCAGAAGGCUGCUUUUUGCGAACGCCAACAGAGUAUGUUGGGUAUACGGGCGAGGUUGGAAGAGUUACUGGACGCCAGGGUUGGCAAUGACAUUCAAGAAGAGAAGAAGGGGCUUAUGAAGCGUCGCCAAAAUCUUCUUUCACAAGAAGAAGUUUUCUGGAAGCAAAGAUCAAAGAUUACGUGGCUUCGGGAAGGAGACAGGAAUACCGGCUUCUUCCAUAGGAAGGUAUCGAAUAGGAGAAGGAAGAAUCUUAUCAAGGGCCUGUUUGAUGACGAUGGUGAGUGGAAGGAAGAUGAUGCAGGUUUGGAAAAGGUUGUUUCAGAUUAUUUCCAAAAGAUGUUUACUGCUUCUGAACUAGAUUUGGAGGCUCUGGCUACUACUCUUUCGGCAAUCAAUCCUUGUGUGACUCCGGCAAUGAAUGCACAACUGUGUAGGCUGUAUUCUGGCGAGGAGAUAAAGUAUGCUCUUUUUUAG
Molecule: messenger RNA, 861 nt
Organism: Rosa rugosa (rugosa rose)
Lineage: Eukaryota; Viridiplantae; Streptophyta; Magnoliopsida; Rosales; Rosaceae
Exons: 1
Coding region: 1-861 (286 amino acids)
Source: RefSeq, a predicted model, not a curated record